Messenger RNA from Rana temporaria (common frog), 3889 nucleotides. RefSeq names its product regulator of G protein signaling 22 (gene RGS22). The transcript is spliced from 26 exons. Lineage: Eukaryota; Metazoa; Chordata; Amphibia; Anura; Ranidae. The record is from RefSeq and is a predicted model, not a curated record. The coding region runs from base 13 to 3834 and encodes 1273 amino acids. Gene Ontology annotation, biological process: regulation of signal transduction. Gene Ontology annotation, molecular function: G-protein alpha-subunit binding.
CCGUCACUCAUCAUGGGACACAAGAGACUGGCAACAGGGCCUCCUAAUAUAACAGAAGAUGUUUUUGAGGACUUCCUAGUAACGGAUGAUCUGCUUGUGGAUUACUUCAAUGAAUUCCUUCGCCUUCCAACUUUCACCGAAGCUAUCAAAUUCAACAAAACGUAUGGGAUUUUCGAAGUACUCAGCGAUUUUCCAGAUCAGCUGAACCAGCAAAUUAAAAAAAUGUUGCAGGAGUAUCAGCCCCCAAACCCCAUCUACGAUGCCACAAGAAGCAUCACUGGACACAAAUCCAAAAAAUCCUCUGUUAAUGAUUUACAGCUGAACAUUGAUAAACAUUAUAGCAUUAUGUGUCUGAAUCGGGAGCAAGGAGUUCAGUGGGUUAAGAAGGAGAGGCUUCCAGCUUUUUUAAAGAGUGAUUGCUAUUUUGAAUACAGACUUGCUAAGCUGAUGUCCCAGGUAAAAGUGAGGCAUACAGGAGUUAGUUUACAGCUUGAUCCUCAGUACCAGCCUUGGAUACACAAACGAGAGGUAGAGCCAUCCCCAUCCCCACAAACGGAAAAUGAGGAACUCAUGAAGAAAUUCUUUGUUACUCUUGGACAGGCUUCUUUUACCCAAACAAAAGAAUGGUUUACAAUAGCAAAGCAAAAUGAGCCUACGACAACCACUGAUUCAUCUUUUGGACCCAUCACCUGGGAGCCUGCACAUGGUAGACCUUCACUGUACAAUGGAUAUAAUAAUCAUGCAUCACAGGAACCAAUAUCUUCAUUAUUGAAGAACACACAAGAUGCUCAGGAAGAAGAUGAGUAUUCUGUAUCCAUUGCAGAUUCUCCUAUCCCCAGUCCAGUAAGAAUUUAUAUUGAACAGAAAGAAGAGAAAACAAAUAAUACAGAUCAGCAGGAAAAAGUUCAGGACAGAAACGUCCCAGUCUUCCCAACAAUGGAGGACUUUUCCUUUUAUUAUGUUGAUCAGGUUAUGAAGACUGCGGUAUCCAAGCUUAAUGGAGAGAAGGUGGAACAAAAUGCGGGUGAGAUUGAUGUUUUCAGCCUAUCAGAGGUGACGAUUCAGCCUCUGCAGAACACAAGCACUUCUUCCACUACAUCUGAAUCCACAAUCGAAGAAGAAAUUGACAUCUCAGAUUCAGACAGCGAUGAGCUGGAAGCCCUGGAGUCCUCACGUAAUAAGCAUGAAUACUCCCAUAUCCAUAGCCAGAAAGAAUUUGAAAGGUUUAAAUCUUUUAUAAAAGGAACAUCUGGGGAAAAACUAUUCUGGUUAUGGAUGGACAUUGAACGACUGAAAGCUAUAACUGACAUGAAGAGGAAGCAGAGUCAUCUUAACAAGAUGAAAAAAAUGUACCUGGUGGCCACCGGAGACCAUUAUCUUCAGGGUGAAGUCCUAAUGAAACUGGACCUUCUCGAUACCAAUCAGUGGAGUGAAAGCCAUCUACACUCUGUCCAGGGUGAAAUUGUCAAGCGUCUCCUUCUAUACUGGGGGCCGAGGUUUUGUUUGGCUGAUACACCGUCUGCUAACACAGUUGGUGCGGAUCUUAAAUUUUGGUAUGACCGUCAACUAAGACCUAAAAGAGAUGCAGACCCCUUUGCACAGACAAUAACAUUGUUACCUCUCAGACCCAAGUCUUGUGCACCAAGGAUAUCAGUGGCAAGUUUUCCGGUACCGGAAAAGAGCCUUUCUUCUCCCACAAAAACUAAAAGUGCCUCUUUCACUAGACGAUCUGAAAACCUAAUAUCGGCAAUGUUAAAACCUGAAAAAAGACUGGUAAAAAGUUUACCUGGCAGUGCUGUCCAAUCAAGUAAAAUCCGGACAAGAAUCAGACCCAUGAGCUGCUGUGCACCAACUGUACGUACUAGCCUGGCUAGAGACAUUGUUGGACCAAAAGUUCAUCGCAAUGCACCUGAAGGAGGUCUUGUUUCUCAUGUGGACACAAGCAGCAGCGUUCUGAAGAGCUCCAAGAUGGAAGAAAUGCUGCAAGCUCUCCACUAUGACUGUCGUGCUGGUUAUUUCUUUGCCACAUUCUGUGAACAGUCAGGAAACAAGCUGUGGGAGUGUGGCGUCAACUUCUGGUUUGAUCUACAGUCCUAUCAUCACUUGUUUUACCAAGAGACUCUUCAACCUUUUAAACUAUGCAGACAAUCCCAAUAUAUUUUUGGCACUUACCUGGCUCCUUCUGCUUCUAUGGACAUUGGCGUUAAACAGAACAUAAGGAAAGAGAUUUACCAGAAACUAGAUCCUCCUUUUGAGGAUUUAUUUGAUUCAGCUGAAGAAUACAUCCUCACGCUCCUGCUCUCUGCCUGGACACUAAUGACAAAAUCAGACAGACAAGCCUAUGGCAAGGUAGAGCUGGUUGAAGAGUCUCGACAGCUGGAGUCAGCUAACUAUAGAAAGCUACAGGCUCUGCAACAGGAGAAGGCAUCCUGGAAAGAUGAGGAUCAAGCCAAGAAGUCUGCAUUUGUGCCACCUCCUGACAUCCCUAAAGAGCCCAACCUGUGGGAGUUGGUACCCGAGGAGUACAGGAAUUACAACCUGGGCACCCUGGUGCGUCAUCGGAUGGAACUUGAACACUUUCGUUCCUUCUUAGAGGAAAAUUUUGCAAGUAUGGAUCUAAUGUGCUGGGUUGAUCUUGAGCAGCUCAGAAGAAUGCCUCACAAAGAUAAAGAAAAAAGACAUGAAAAAUCAAAGGAUAUAAAGAAUAAAUAUCUUAAUAAAAAAUAUUUCUUUGGUCCAAACAGUCCGGCUACGAGAGACCAGCAAGAACAGGUGAUGAAUCUGGCAGGGGGCUGGGGGAAAAUUCUUCAUGAUCGCCUAUCCUCUGCUGUCCUUGUUGAAAUACAGAAAUAUGUCCGGAUGAGGAUAGAGAAGAAAUGGCUUCCUAUGUUCCUGUCAACAGAAGAAUACAGGGAACGCCGGAAGAUGCAAUCACAGAUGAAGGAUGUGGCAGAGGAUGUCAUAUCCCAAACAAACAAGAAGAAACUGGGAGUAUGGAAGCACCUAGAUAAUAAAUGGAUUUCUUCCUCCAAAGAAAUUAUCGCUUUCCGAAAAGCUUUACUGAACCCCAUCACCACAAGCCAGUUCCAGCGUUUCAUAUCUCUUAAGGGAGAUUUCUUUGAAAAUGGACUGCUGUUUUGGCAAGAAGUGCAAAAGUAUAAGGAACUUUGUCAUUCUCAUUGUGAUGAUGCCACCAUCCAAAACAAGAUCACCGCUAUCAUCAACUGUUUUAUCAAUUCAUCCAUCCCUCCAGCACUGCAGAUAGAUAUUCCUCCAGAGCAAGCAGAAAAGAUUUUAGAACGACGUAGGGAUUUGGGGCCUUAUGUGUUUCGGGAGGCACAGAUGACAAUCUUCAGCAUCAUGUUCAAGUUUUGGCCUAAUUUCUGUGAAUUCCGGAACCAACUGACUGAUGAGAAGAUUGUACCUCUGCUGGAGAGAAAGAAGGCAAAGAAAGUACAACAAAUGAAACAAAAGAUGAGAGAACAAGAGAUGCUUGCCAAGCAGACACAAGAAGAAACAAAAAGGAAGGGAACUCUCUCCGACAUCUAUGGUGAUAAUGAAAGUUCUUAUAGCGAGGAACUCUUUACUGGCCGUGAAGGUUAUGGACGCAACCGAAAUGUAUCCUGGAGCUAUUCAAAGUACUUGGAGGCACUGGAACAGGAAAGGAUGCUGCUUAAAAUACAAGAAGACCUGGAGAAGAAAACUGGAUCAAGUGUAAUAUCAGAUAAUUCAUCACUCUACAGCAUUAGAAGUGAUGAUUCUAAAAGAUCGGGGAAGACUUUUAACUCAUCACAUGGACAAACACAAAGGGUUCCCUCAGCUGCAAGACCCUAAUGGAGACUAAAUGGGUCUGGACAUUGUUCUGCUGCUAUUGUAACACGCUAUUGUA